AGCUUUAACUUGUGUUCCGCGUGUUGUGGGCGCUGAUGUCCCGAACUGUCAUUGGGUUUGACUUCUGCUACCUGGAAACUUUUUACAGCUUCGCCACUCAUUCAUCAAAAUGCUUCGGAACGCACUGUGCCGCUUGUCAAGCAAAACGGAACGCGUUUGUGCUGCGACGUCCGGUGUGGUGCGCGCGCUGUUCUCAACGGGGCCCCAGCAGAAACACGGUACCUUUUACGAGUUCCGAACAUACUUCAUCCGUCCGGACCAGAACUCAGCCUUCCUCAAGCUGACCAACGAGAAGAUCCACCUGCGAACCGCUCACUCUGAGCUCCUUGGCUACUGGAGUGUGGAGUAUGGAGGCCUCAACCAAGUCUUUCAUAUCUGGAAGUAUGACAGUUUUUCUCAGCGGGCAGGUGUGCGGGCAGCUCUGUCUCAGGAACCCAAAUGGCUCGGGGAGUACAUCUCUAAAGCCAUCCCCAUGCUGACCACCCAGGACAACGAGGUCACCUACCUGGUCCCCUGGAGCCAGAUCCAGAGCCCGCCCAAGGAGGGCGGGACGUAUGAGCUGGCCUCCUUCCAGAUGAAGCCAGGAGGCCCGGCGGUGUGGGGCGAGGCGUUUCAGGCCUCCGUGUGCGCCCGUGCGACCCCCGGCUAUGGCCACCUGGUGGGGGUCUUCCACAGCGAGUUCGGACCGCUCAACAGAGUCCACGCCUUGUGGUGGUACGAGAGUCCAGACCAUCGCGCCGCCGUUCGCCAUGAAGCGCACGAGGACGCCAGGGUGGUGGCUGCAGUGAGGGAGAGCGUGUCCCACCUCCAGUCCCAAAGCAGUAAGCUCAUGUUUCCCUGCAGCUUCUCUCCUCUGAAGUAGCACCAACUUGUCUGGAAACCAUCACUUCUCCUCAUCCACUGUGUAAUUAUGUCACGUCUAGGUUAAAUCAUUGCUGUCAAUCACAUAACAUUGAUAUUUAGAAAUUGACUCGCUGUUACACUACAAGUUUACAGUUACCUUUACUGGUACCGCUAUCACGACCAAUAGGAAACGUGCAACCGUUUCCUAUUGAUUAGUAACGAUUGUUUCUGGAUAGAUUAUUACCAACACAGGGCAAGUUUGUAUAGAAAGGGAAAUUAACUGGCACUUAUUAGAAUUGGCGAUUACAUCACUUUAGAGUAUUUAGAUAGUAUUUAGAGUAUAGUACUUUAGAGUAU
Gadus macrocephalus (Pacific cod) is the source of this 1200-nucleotide messenger RNA. RefSeq names its product nipsnap homolog 3A (C. elegans) (gene nipsnap3a). Gene Ontology annotation, cellular component: mitochondrion. The transcript has 6 exons. The coding region runs from base 110 to 862 and encodes 250 amino acids. NCBI's taxonomy places the organism in Eukaryota, Metazoa, Chordata, Actinopteri, Gadiformes, Gadidae. The record is from RefSeq and is a predicted model, not a curated record.